UUUUUGUACUUGGCGUUUCGGGUUUUUUUUUUGAGAAGGAAAUGCAUUCGAAGAAGUGCAAUGGCGCCGUUAUAAGGAAUUUGGUUUUGGUGGAGGACCAUUAAGUAAAAGCUAUGGCGGAAGACAACUGCAUAUUCUGCAAAAUAUCCAGCGGCCAGGAGCCUACAAGUGUUUUGGAAAUGGAAACCGAUGAGUUUGUCAUCUUUAAGGACAUCAAACCCGCUUCCCAGCACCAUUAUUUGGCUGUAACCAAAGAACACUACACCAGCCUGAAGGCUCUGGACAAGUCCCACGAUCCCUUGGUUGCACGGAUGGAGAGCGGCCUAAAGGAGUUCCUCACGGGCAAGGGAAUCUCUGUCCAGGAUGCGCUCUUUGGGUUCCAUCUGCCACCGUUCAUCACGGUAAAACACCUUCACAUGCAUGCCAUUGCCCCACAAUCGGAAAUGGGCUUCCUAUCACGGUUAAUCUUCAGACCCUCCGUUUGGUUCAAAACCGCCGACGAUGCGCGGGUCUACCUCUCCCAAGUAGAGAGCUUACAAUAAAUUGGGCUUAAAAUAAAAGCAUAAUUUGCAAAUAUGUACAUAUGUACGUACAUACAUAUGUACUUCAGUACCCGCGCGUUAUUGAACUAUUAAA
Molecule: messenger RNA, 636 nt
Organism: Drosophila subpulchrella
Lineage: Eukaryota; Metazoa; Arthropoda; Insecta; Diptera; Drosophilidae
Product: histidine triad nucleotide-binding protein 3
Exons: 4
Coding region: 114-542 (142 amino acids)
Molecular function (GO): catalytic activity
Source: RefSeq, a predicted model, not a curated record